Chondrus crispus (carragheen) is the source of this 189-nucleotide messenger RNA. RefSeq lists its product as hypothetical. Lineage: Eukaryota; Rhodophyta; Florideophyceae; Gigartinales; Gigartinaceae. The record is from RefSeq and is a predicted model, not a curated record. Bases 1 to 189 code for a protein of 62 amino acids. The transcript has a single exon.
AUGAAAGUGGUGGCAAGGACGCCUCUCACGUUCACCAGGAGGACACUUGCAACCAAAGCCAUGAAGUGGAGGAAGGCAGGGAGGUGUUUAGGUAUUGGUCCGAUACGUCCCCAUGACAGCCAAGAGAAAGGGCUUUUACUCGGGGACUUGAUUACGCAACCCAGCGGUAUCAUUCAGAGAGCGAAAUAA